Messenger RNA from Amoebophrya sp. A120, 3385 nucleotides. Lineage: Eukaryota; Dinophyceae; Syndiniales; Amoebophryaceae. The record is from the annotation of a GenBank genome assembly.
GUUUUGGGGAACUAUAAAUAUUAAAACAUGGAAAAGAUAUGAGUUUUGAACACUUUGCUUUGAAGUAGGUGUACUUCAUCGUAGUUUGAGUUUUCCUCUCCUGUCACUCUCGCUGCCGAAUUGUCGGCCGCUGCAUAGUUUCUUCAAAAUGGCGAAGAUGGGUUAUCCAAUGCAAGUAUGUCCCGGUACUCUGGAAAGGGAGGUCUACUUUGCUGUCGCUUCUUCUUCUGCAGAUCCCAUCGCGUUCUCCAAAAGGCUUCGCAUAGGUACAUAGCCAGAGCUGCAGCUCCGCACCGGCCUGCUGUGAGACGGAAGUUCUGCGUUGACGACACGCGAGUUUAGGUUUCCCAGAGUCUCCGUUAUCAAGUGCAAGUAUUUCUGGGUCUGGAACACUUGAGACACUUUUGAUGCUACUGCUCUGCAUGAGAGUGAGCUCUGUACAUCCUGUCCUCUUUGUCCACAAGUACAAAUACUUCUACCUUUUCUGCCUAUGCAUAGAUCGCUGCUUGCUGCAGGAAGCGCAUUAUGUCCAGACACAGAAAGAGUUGCAAGGCAUAUCCCGGGCACAUUUGCAAUGCAUACGGGUCAGAAAGCUAUGAAGAUGAAAAUGAUGGCUGCUCCGCCUCCGCCACCGGCUGUGGACAAUGAAAAUGAAGGUGAACAAGGAGCGGAGGGCAUCACCUUGGAAAAGUAUUUCCACUCCAGAAAAUAACAAGCAAUUGUAUGUUGCACGCAAACACGAGCGGUCGGGCUUUUUGCAUGUCUGGUUGGAACGAAAAUUCGCUUAGUAAUUCCCUUCUUCUGGGAGGUGGAGAGCCGGUGGCCAAGUUGCUGCUGAAUAUGCAGAGCAGGUUGCUGCAGAGCAGGUUGCUGUCGUUUCUGUGGAGUGGUGGACUUUUCAAUUUGAUAGCUGACGACGAUCCGCAAUCUAAGGCCGAUCGGACGAAAAGCAGGUUCUGAAUUUUCUAUCGAUUUAGGACCACACAGUCCACGUAACGGUCAUUUCAAAACAUAUAGUAGAUGCAAAGUGUUCAUUCAAGAGGUAGGAAAAAAUUUGCAGGUAAGAACUGGGAGCUUCGAUGCACUCAGGCUCUGUGAUUCACAAGUGCAGAGGUCGGGAACAAAGAUCCACUGGCCCUCCGUGUCUUGGUACGCAUGAUAUGUGAUGCACUGAUUUCCCCUCCCCGCCUGUGUGCUUAGAAGAUCGCGUAAGAUGGUUGCGAAAAAUAAAAAAACAGCAACUGUUGCAGGUACGGAGCGGCGAAACAAGAGGAGAAGCUUUUUCGAUGCGGAUUAUCCGAAUUUAACAACUUGCAUUUAGUCUUCUAUGUCUUGCAUGUGGUUUUUUCUUCUAAAGAACCAACACACCGACUUUUGUGUAAGGGUCUUGCUUCAUAGACGUUUUUGUAAGGUAAGCAGCAAGGCAAGGGUCAGCGUUUUUGUGACUGUGCAGAAGCACUCAACGAACUGCAUCUUUACUAUCCGGAGAUGAUUGCAGGUUUUUUUUGGAUUCUGGGUGCUCGUGCUGCUGCUCCUGAUAUAUGAAAGUGGCAGUCUGGCAGAUCACAUUCACCGCACUCGUCACAACAUUUUGCCCAAGUACGAAUGCUGCAUUCUGGUCAGCACUGAUUGGCAAUUGUGCCUCGCGAGGACUCUUCGGCAGUUCCACUAGUGCGAACAGGCACAGCUCCCGGAGCUAACAGCUGCGAGACCGGGUGCUUAUUCACGUGUGACAGCUGCAGACUUUGCUUUCAUAAUAUCCUGGCCGUACAUUACGCAAAAAGACAAUAAUCAUAAUGAUGAGAGGUCAGAAUCAGACCUUGUCGCACCGGAAACGUACCUAAGGAACAUGAUUCAGCAUUUAUCUACUAUUUUCCCGGCACACGAGAUAGAGUUUAAAGCAACAACCGUGCGUAAACGUAAUCGUAAGUAAGUUGGACUCUCACUGCAGGUGUCUUUUUGCCCCAAUGCUGCAGUCUUGCAUAUCUUGAUUACCCUGGGAUACUUUGAAAGCUGGAAGAAGGACGCCGUGACGUAUUUCAUGCUGUUUUUUCUUUGUGAAAAUGAAAUAAUGCAUGAAUAAAUGAAAUUUAGUUUUUUCAUGAUAAUCAUAAGCCAUUUAUUACAUACAACAGGGCCAAGAUCAUCACCUUGCCCGGAAACAAGAGUAUGGGACGGUCACUGAGAAAAUCGUCAAAGUGAAGGUCAUGAAUUCAUAGUAUGUGCACGGUAUUCUCGAUCAUUGGACAGACAGACUGUUUUAUUUAGCGGCGAUGCCUAGACGAAUUUGUGAUGUUAAGUAGGGGAACUUUUCUUUGUUUUUUUUACUAAAAAAGGUAGUCGUGGAAAAAUCUCCUUUCUGGCUGAGACGACUUUGACAAUUCCAUAAACAAAACUCCGUCGCCGGCGCCGAAUGCCGCAUCGGUACAGAACAUGUGGAGAUGAAGCAAAGAAAAGAUGUCCAGUGACCGAACCAUAAGACGUUCAGGAGACGUACAACUAUGCGCUGACGCAAAACUUGUAUUUUUGAAUUUGAAGUCAGGCUUUGAUGCGUUGGUGAAACAAUACUAGGUAAACGUAAUUUGUUAGGACGAAGGCAUGAGUUGAACAGUAUGGUGGGUUCGUGAGAUUCAGGUCUUUCUUUGCUACGAUAGCAGGAAGCUGACUCCGGCCGCGACAAGGUGGCGAAGUUACUGGAGGAAUCGGAGAAAAUCAGCGAGCGUGUAUCCGAUUGUCAGCUAGAUUCUGUAGGGGCUUGUCAUGCAUGAAGUACGUUGUGGUCCUUGGUGAGAAGGACGAAUGCAGAAGUUGUUUUUGGUGUCUGCGUACCACAAGCAUUGGCAGAAGAAAUGGAUUCGCUUGGGGGACCACGACAACAGUUUAUGACAUAGGAAAGCACUGAUAGCGACCCAGCUGUUUACUCGGAUAAGAAGCUGAGAAGAUAAAGUAGUCAAGUGGUGGUGGCUUUCACGCUGAACAUGCUGGGGGAGAAAUUUUACAAAAAGUAAUACAUUUAUAAGUUUUACGCAUUAGCAGUCGCAGGCACCGCAUGCUACGAAAUACUAUCAUCAAUACAGUCUUCUCUCUCUUUUAGUUUUUUAGUUUACUGAAGUUACACUGUACAAUGAUUUUGCUGGCAAUCAUGGUCACCGAGCGUGGCAAGACAUCACUCGAGCCUGCGCCGCGAGGUCAGGGCGAAUAGUAAGCACGAGAUGGGCUCACUAUAUUUGAAAACGAAUUUAAGGAGUUAGCGUGGAAACGAACUAUACUCAUCCAUUGAUGCAAGAGGGCUAGUAGCUACCGAAGAGGUAGGCUGCAAAUCGAAAAUUUGAUCGCGCGUCAGCUCAGACGCAGUGCAGAAGAAAAAGCUGUGGAGCGCAAGUUG